AAAUCCUUCAAUGCUUUAAUGGCCGCCUUUGCUGGCAUGUAAAUUGUUUGAAUUAUUCUCUGUAAAUUGCGUGGCCAUCUAGACUGUAAUAUAAAGUCGUGUAUCUUCGGAAAGUUGUAGGACUUGAUGUGGGCCCGUCGGAUGUGAGAAAAAAAUGCAGAAUGUAGUUCAUGGAAAUGCGUGCGAUGCCGUGAGAGAGGAACCACAGGAGGUUAGUAAAGGACGUACAGGAACUAGCGAUAAUUUCGAGACGGGCCAGAGGCAGAGCUUGAAUUCCCUGCAUUCCAAUUUUAUGGCAGAUUUAACCGAGAGUGACGACGACGAGGCAUCCGAGGCCGAGUCAUUCAUCUUGGACCCAGAAGAGCUGGAGGAAGAGCGCGUGCUGGACACGUCCAAGUUCCUGCUGAGCUCAUCGGAAGGUGGUGGAGGCGAGAGCCCCGACCUACAGGUGGGCAGCGUCGACCCUGACACCCAGGCGCGCCUUGAGGCACUGCUUGAAGCCACAGGGCUGAGCAAGCUGUCCCUUGAGGGCAAACAGUUCGCAGACCCGGAGGUUCUUCGGCGGCUGACGACCUCGGUGAGCUGUGCCCUGGAUGAGGCGGCGGCUGCGCUCACGCGCAUGCGGGCCGAGCACGGCGGGGGUGCCCCCCAUCAGCAGCAGCAACCACAGCUUCAGCAGCAACUGCAGCAGCAGCCACAGCAGCAGCAGCAACUGCAACCACAGCAGCAAUCGCAGCAACAGCAGCAGCCUCAGCAGCAAUCGCAGCAGCAACAGCAAGGAACAACUGGAGGAGUGCCUGCAGCAGCAGUCAACAGCAGCCGGACCCUGGCGGAAGCGUGUAGUGAGGGGGACGUACGUGCCGUGCGUCAGCUGCUUGACGAGGGCCGCAACGUCAACGAGGUCACCGAAGAGGGGGAGAGCCUGCUCUCUCUCGCCUGCGCCUCGGGAUACUGUGAGCUGGCACAGUUACUGCUGGCGAUGCGUGCCAACGUGGAGGACCGAGGCCUCAAGGAUAUGACCCCGCUGAUGGAGGCGGCCACUGCGGGCCACACUGACAUAGUGAAGCUGCUCAUAGAGCAUGGAGCCGAUGUCAAUGCACAGACGGCACAGGGGCACACACCGCUGAUGUUUGCCUGCCUGGGGGGCCACGAGGCUGCGGCUCGGGCCCUGGUGGAGGCGGGUGCAAACCUUGAGGAGCACAAUGAGAAUGGCCACACCCCCCUCAUGGAGGCUGCCUCUGCAGGGCACGUGUCGACUGCCCGUGUCCUUGUGGCUGCUGGUGCCUCCAUUAACACCCACUCUAAUGAGUUCAAGGAGUCUGCACUCACACUCGCCUGCUACAAGGGACAUCUUGAAAUGGUGCGGUUCCUGCUUGAAGCGGGCGCUGACCAGGAGCACAAGACUGAUGAGAUGCACACUGCCCUCAUGGAGGCCUCCAUGGAUGGCCAUGUCGAGGUGGCCCGGUUGCUGUUGGACUCGGGGGCUCAGGUGAACAUGCCGACAGACAGCUUUGAGUCACCAUUGACACUGGCAGCCUGUGGGGGCCAUGUUGAGCUGGCUAUGCUACUCUUGGAGCGGGGUGCCAACAUUGAGGAAGUGAAUGAUGAGGGCUACACACCACUCAUGGAGGCUGCUCGUGAGGGCCACGAAGAGAUGGUGGCCCUGCUCCUCUCUCAGGGUGCUGACAUCAAUGCCCAGACGGAAGAGACGCAGGAAACGGCACUGACACUGGCCUGCUGUGGGGGCUUUCUGGAGGUUGCCGACUUCCUGCUCAAGGCGGGCGCCCAGCUGGAGCUAGGCGCCAGCACUCCACUCAUGGAAGCUGCCCAGGAAGGGCACCUAGAGCUUCUUCGGUACCUCAUAAAUGCUGGGGCAUGUGUUAACGCGAAGACUGCCACGGGGGACACUGCUUUGACGUAUGCCUGCGAAAAUGGCCACACGGAUGUCGCUGACCUGCUGCUUCAAGCUAACGCUGACUUGGAGCACGAGUCCGAGGGUGGCCGGACACCGCUGAUGAAGGCGUGCCGGGCUGGCCACCUGUGCACGGUGCAGUUCUUGCUCAACCGUGGUGCAGACCCCAACCGGCCAACCAGCAGCAAUGACCACACACCCCUGUCGCUGGCCUGUGCGGGUGGCCACCUGUCGGUGGUGGAGUUGCUGCUGGCUCAUGGGGCGGACCCCAGCCACCGGCUCAAGGACAACUCCACCAUGCUGAUCGAGGCAUCCAAGGGGGGCCACACGGCAGUCGUGCAGCUCCUGCUGGAUUACCCUAACCUGGGUACGGCUGCGGCAGCAGCUGCCGCCGCCGCGGCAGCAGCGGCCGCAGCCGUGACCUCGACGGCUUCAGCCACCACAGCAGCGGCCCCUUCCCCCGCAGUUGAGGUUGUCCCCAUGACUGAAGAGCAGAGGGUUGCAGCACUAGCGGCAGCAGUUGCUGCUGGGCACCCCUACCUUCCACAGGUUGCUGGAGCGGUAACGCCCCGUGUGGCAUCGGCGUCGUCCUCUUCAGUGACGGCCAUUCCCUCUGCCGAUGCAUCGUGGCCCAGCAGCAGUGCCCCUUCGACAAGUGGCAAGCGCAAGGCCAGUGGGGACUCUCCUUCCUCCUCUUCCUCCUCGAGCCAUCCACCCUUGAUGUCCUGUGGCGGGGGCACUGUGGUGUCGCGGGGUGGGGCAGACCAGUUGACAAAGCCAAGCCAAGGGCAGCCCGGCCUUCGGCCCAGUGAACGGCUGGAAGCCUGCAUCAGCAGCAUGAUGCGAUCGGCUGAGCUCAACCACCCCAGCCGGGAGGAGCAGAUAAUGCAGAAGCAGCAGAUCCUUGAGGAGUUGCAAAGGGUGGAACGUGAGCUGCAGGGUUCCGAGGACAUGAUGCCCAACGAAGAUGACGCCCCUGCAUGUGCUUGCCAGGCGCAGACCGCAUUCAGCUGGCAGCAGGCAGAGCACCUGGCUGCGGCCGCAUCGACGGAGGACGUGGUGGAAGAGCUGAACCUGCGCAAUGCUGCCCUCUCCUCCUCAUCAACGGUUGUGCCCCCGUCCUCCGGUGCAGAGAUCACUGCCCUGCCCUCCUCGUCCGCGACAGCACCUACACUACUACCCGCUGCUGCCAAGAGGCAUCUUGACAAGGCAUGUGUAGCUUUGAGUCACUGCUGGAUGGCCCUGUCCCAUCUCCAGGCAAAGGCAAGUGGUGGCAAGCAGCAGUUACCUCUGGCUGCCGCUGUGGGGGCUGUCCCGUGUGCCAAGGAUGCCUGCAGUGGCAUAGUAUGUGCGGCAGCAGCAGGAGCGGCGGCAGCCGUGGCGAGCAGCUGCAGCGGAGCCUCCCUUCUUGGUUCGUUUGGGGCUGCACCCCCACAGGCUGAAGGACUCAUGGUGGCCGCUCCUGCACGCACACUCCACGAGGCCUUGGGCGAGAUCGUCACCGGGCCCACGGUAGUGAGCACUCCAUGUGGCGGCGGAAGUGGUGCCCAGGUGUCGAUAACGGCGCAGCAGGCAGUGACUGUGUGCCCUGACCACCAUCACCACCACCACCAUCACCACCACCAUGGGGGUGGAGCUCACCCAGCAGCAUCCACCUUGGGCCAACAACCACCUACCUUGGCCUUCCACCCAGCUGCCUUCCCCAUUCAUGCUCAGGUGGACCUCAACUGGCAGACGGAGAGCAACCAUGACACGGCUCUGACGCUGGCGUGUGCGGGUGGCCACGAGGACCUGGUGAGCCUGCUGUUGAACAGGGGAGCCCACUUGGAGCACCGCGACAAGAAGGGCUUCACACCACUCAUGCUGGCUGCUACAGCAGGUCAUGCAGGUGUUGUCGACAUCCUUCUCUCACAUGGUGCUGACCUGGAGGCUCAGUCAGAGCGCACAAAGGACACCGCCCUUUCACUUGCCUGCUCAGGGGGACGCUACGAGGUGGUGGAGAUUCUGCUGGCCCGUGGCGCCAACAAGGAGCAUCGCAAUGUGUCUGACUACACGCCACUGAGUCUGGCUGCAUCUGGAGGCUAUGUGAACAUCAUAAAGCUCCUCCUGCAGCACGGUGCUGAGAUCAACUCUCGCACGGGCAGCAAGCUGGGCAUCUCGCCUCUCAUGCUGGCCGCCAUGAAUGGUCAUGUGGCUGCUGUGCGUCUCCUACUAGACAACGGUAGUGACAUCAACGCACAGAUCGAAACAAACAAGAACACAGCCCUAACCCUGGCAUGUUUCCAAGGUCGCCAGGAGGUGGUGGCACUGCUGGUGGACCGUAAGGCCAAUGUGGAGCACCGUGCCAAGACUGGGCUGACGCCCUUGAUGGAGGCUGCAUCGGGUGGCUAUGUCGAAGUUGGUCGGGUGUUGCUGGACAAAGGAGCAGAUGUGAAUGCGCCCCCAGUGCCAUCAUCACGUGACACGGCUCUCACUAUUGCCGCUGACAAAGGCCAUUACGCCUUCGUUGAGCUCCUCAUCAAGCGUGGUGCAGCAAUUGAUGUCAAGAACAAGAAAGGCAGCUCGCCCCUCUGGCUCGCAUGCAAUGGUGGCUACUUGGAUGUGGUGCAACUACUGGUGGCGGCGCAGGCUGACAUAGACAGCAUGGACAACCGGCGGGUGUCGUGCCUGAUGGCGGCGUUUCGGCGAGGUCACGUGAAGGCGGCCAAGUGGCUGGUGAAGCAGGUCGCCCAGUUCCCCUCGGAUCAGGAAAUGGCCCGCUUCAUGGCCACUUUGGGGCCGGAUUCACGGGAUCUCCUUCGCAAAUGUCAUCAGUGCACUGAGGUGAUCCAUGCUGCGAAGGAACGCCAGGCAGCCGAGGCCAACAAGUGUGCCUCCUCUCUGCUUGAGGAGCUCGACCUUGAGCGCUCUCGUGAGGAGAGCCGCCGCGCUGCAGCUGCCCGCCGGCGGGAGCGAAAACGCCGCAAGAAGAAGGAAAAACAGGAACAGAUGCGGCUGGCCAAGCUUGAAGCGGAGGGCGGGGACAAGGCAGCUGUGCCAAGUGCUAACAACGGCAGUGGCAAGGACUCGGACAAGGACUCCAAGAGCGAAGGAGACAAGCCCCCAAUGAGCUCCCAGUCGGAGGAGGACGACGACGACGACGAGGAAGAGGAUGAAGAGGACAACCGGACUUCUGCCCCCUGUAGUGGAAACAGGACCGCAGAGCUGGACGAGCGGCUACCUAAUCCUGGAGGGGGUGGAGUCAACCCUUUGGCUGCCGCCACCUCUGGUUCCUCUGAUCGUGGUGGAGGGCCACCCAAUGCACCUGGUCGACCCAAGCCUAACGGAGCAGCAGUCUCUUCCUCUUCCAUGCCUAGCAAGGUUCGCUUAAAAGAGACCUCUGACGAUGCACCACCCAGUGGCAGCCAUGAGUUAUCGAAUAGCCCUUCCUCCUCUCCUCCCAAGACCACUGCCCCUUCGUCUGUAGCUAUGGAGGGUAGCAGCAAAAAUUCACGCAAGAAGAAACAGGCAGGAACCUCCACCACGGAACGCCCUUCCGAGUUGACACCACCCCGGUUGAACCACGCCGCGUCUCCAUCCCCUGUGGCACCCAGCAAAAUUGGAGGCAGCAGCAAGCAGGGGAAAAUUGCUCAGACAACCCAAGCUCUACUGCAGCAGCCAGCAUCUUCGGUGACUCGAUCAUCUCUGGGGUUGGGGCCACCCUCAGUAGUUCAGUCGCAUCGCCAAGCAGCUAUGGCAGGCAAGCAGCGAAGUGGUGAGGUCAUGGUGAAUGGGCUUGCUGAUGGUGAGGACUUCUCGACCGUGGUGAAGGGGACCAAGCACCGGGGACAGGCUCACCAUGCAGUCACUGAUGGCUCCUCCAAGACCAGCACGCUAGGUGAGCUCGCCCUGGAUGUAAUGGACUCGUGUGGUGGGCCCCGCAGUCCUGGUGGGGCAGGCCGACCCUCCCCCGGCGUGGCCUCCUCGCCCAAGAAAAGUGGCUCAGCUGGCAGCACCAGCCUGAACACAUCGUCUUCCGCCAUCACGCCUGUGUCUUCGGGUGCCAGUGUGACAUCGGGCUCCUCCAAGAGUCACCAUCGGGGUGAGGAAGGUUGGAAGGAAGUGGUACGCCGUUCCAAGAAGGUGACGGUGCCCUCAACUGCUAUAAGCAGGGUGAUUGGGCGCUGUGGCUGCAACAUUAACGCCAUCCGUGAGGCCUCAGGAGCCCACAUCGAAGUGGAGAAGCACAAGGGCCAGGGAGAGCGCACCAUCUUGAUCCGACGAGCCAGUGACAGAAGCUCAAGGUCCAGUGAGAUUGCCUCGUUAGUCUCCAACGCAGAACGGUUGCACAGAAACGAGACACGACCUUUGAACGAAAAGCAUGUUGCGGGAGGAUCAGCAGAGGCGACCAAGCAGGCGCAGCUUCUGAUCCAGGGCCUGGUCCAGGAGCCUGACCGUGACCUCUCGGACAUAAUGGCCCAGCAUGGUGUUGCGGCUCCAACCUCUGCAAAGGCAUCGACAUCUUCCUCGGACCAUCGAACCUCCUCCUCCUCGUCAAACCACAUGGGCUCUUCUUCAGUGCUAGUCUCUGGCAGUGGUGGUAGCAGCAGUAACAAGCUCAGUCGACAGGGCAACUCGGCCAAGGUGGUGGGUGUGAAAGCUGCAUCAACACCUGCGCCCUCUCUGCCACCGUUUGGUCAAACACGCCCUGCCCCUCGACCUGGGAUACCUACACUCUCGGGUGGAGGCAGCAGCAAUAGCAGUGGAAGCUCUGCACCGGUGACAUCGUCUGCAGCACCACCAUUUGCCUCGGGCUCAGCUGGCUGGGGCACUCUAGCAUCGUGCUCUACCUCAGCAAAGCCUGUUGCGACAGUGGUAACAACUGUGACAACUGCAUCCGCAGUAGUCACUGCAAUUCCGUCUAUGUCAUCCACUUCAGCUGCUGUGAAUGGGACAGCUGCUACAUCAGCAUCGUACACCCAAGCUGUUAUUUCACCAGCCAAGAGCUCAAGCCGUGCAGCUUCUGCUGAUCCACGUCCUAGUUCAUCACCAAGCUCGGGUGGUGGCAGCCCUUCACCGACAUUAGGCAGUACUGGCCAUGUGGCAGCGUCGUCAACGGCUGCUGCAGCAAGCAGUACCUCUACAGCCACUUCAGUGCCAGCUAGUACCUCGUCGACCAACACUGCGCCAGCUAUCAGCAUUCCGCAGACAUUCUCGCCCUUCAACAACGUGUUCAGCAAGGAGACACAGCCGAGUGUCUGGGGCCAGCGGGAAUCCUCCAAGCCUAACUUUGCCUCCGUGGCCGCUUCCGGUGUGUGUGGCGUCCCUAGCUCCAGUGGCGGCAGUGUGGGAAGUGCACCAGCACCGCCUGAACCUCUUGUGGAUGCAGCCAAGGCUCCUGGCUAUCGAGGCAACCUGCACGUGUCACCGCCCAACUUUGGCCCUAUUGGUAGUGGGCCGCGGAGUGCCCCAUGCACGCCCCCCAUAGGUGCGGGGGCACCACCUUCACCUCCUUCCCAGCCGCAGGCACAGUCCCAACCACCAACGCAGGCACAAGAAUUUUAUGAAAGUGCCUCUGCGCAAACGACAGGGGUGCCACAGGCAGUGCAAGCUGCCCCACAGCAAACAUCGUCACGCAUGGUGUUUGGUCCACCCCACUAUGGGUCAUCAGCACCCGAGCUGGCACCACCCCAGCAGCAACAGCAGCAGCAGCCGCAGCAGCAGCAGUCACAGCAGCAGUCACAGCAGCAGCAGCAACAGCAGCAGCAGCAGCAGCAACAGCAGCAGCAGCAACAGCAGCAGCAGCAGCAGCAACAGCAACAGCAGCAGCCUCAGCAGCAGCAACCAACCAUCCAGAGUACCCUGAACCCCAAUGCACCGGACUUCUCUAGUAGAUCAGCACCACCAGUGAUGCUUGCGGCACCAUUCCCGCAAGUGGGUGCAGGUCACCACCACCACCACCUCACCCCCCACCACCACCAACACCCAGCAGCCACAGGAAGUCUUCCUGGAAUGCGAAUGCCUUUUGCACCACCGCAGGAAUUUCUGCACCCAGUGCAAAGUGGCAGCCACCUUGGACACCACCAUCAGGGAGCAGCAGGAGCGCUGGGAGCGCACCCUGGGGUAUAUCCACUGCAAUUGAUGUCACACCUCCAACAGCAGUACUCUGGUCUAGUGGCCCCUGUGGGACAGAUGCCCAAGGGUGCCGACCGCGCACCGCUUGGGGUGCGGCUUGCGGACGAGGGUUCCCCGUCGGCGGUGUCCCCUCAGGGGGGCCUGUCUCCCGGUGGGGGCCUGGACGACCGCAAGCUGCCUCGCCCCAUCGGGACGGAGCGGGCCCAGAAAAAGGGGGCACAUGCUUCCUACCCGGGCAUCUGGUCCUACUCCAACAGCGCCGCAGGUGUGGGUGGCGGUGCAGGCGGAAGUAGCCUGACUCCAGACCUCAGCGCCAUGCAGGCCUGGGUUCAGUACCAGCAUGCCACGGGGCCCCAGGGAGAUGGCCUGGCUCCAUUGUUACAGCACAACCGCUUUGCUGCUGCUGCUGCAGACACGGUGUCAGAACAGCAGGCGCUCGAGCAGCACUCUUAUCACCAUCCUCAGCAAGCAACACUGAACGCUGGAAGCCUGGGUGGCUGCCCCCCUUUCCUCAACGGUUUCCCUGGCGGAGCAACUGGAGCAAUGUUAGGAGGCGCUGCGCAGCUUUUCUCCUCUGCUAGAGUGGCUGCCGAGGCGCCGCACCAGCCUCAGGAGGCAACACCCUGGUCCCCGCAUAAGCUAAUGGGUGGUGCGCCAGGCGACUCCCUGCACCACCAUGCCGGCCACCACCCCCCCCACCACCCACAGCAGCAGCAACCUCACCAUGCCCAUGUGGCAACUGCCAAGCUGCCUUGGCAGAGCUGGACGCACCACCAGACGUGAUUUGGUCCCGCGGUCCCUUCCACAAGUAGCCGUUGCCAUCCCGACAGCAGAUCGGGUGGCCCAGCAAGCCCCCCAAACCUGGGGGAGGGGAGCAGAAGGAACCCGUUUAUAUAUAUUAUAAAUAUAUAUAUACACACACAGACAGACACACAAGCGUGCCAGACACACACAUGGAACGCACACACAUGAGACAACACUAGCGAGAGAUUAGAAAGGCCACCGGACAAGCCACCGGUGUUGGAGGAGCAAACCUUGGGAGGGCAUGCUGCAGCGCUGUUAUAAAUAAUAAAAAAAAUAAAAGCAGGUUCAAAAAAACCA
This is a messenger RNA of Dermacentor andersoni, 9127 nucleotides long. Its product is annotated as ankyrin repeat domain-containing protein 17-like. Gene Ontology annotation, cellular component: cytoplasm. Gene Ontology annotation, biological process: innate immune response. Gene Ontology annotation, molecular function: RNA binding; protein binding. Lineage: Eukaryota; Metazoa; Arthropoda; Arachnida; Ixodida; Ixodidae. The record is from RefSeq and is a predicted model, not a curated record.